AUGAAGGUGAAUGAUCUGACCCUGAUUUGCCGUGCCCACCAACUGGUGCAAGAGGGAUACAAAUACAUGUUUGAGAAGGAAUCGCUAGUCACUGUGUGGUCUGCCCCAAACUAUUGCUAUCGUUGUGGAAACGUUGCGUCUAUACUAAAAUACGGGAGUGAUGGCAGUCGUGAAUACAAACUGUUCAAUGCCGUUCCGGACGAUCAACGUACG
Messenger RNA from Sphaeroforma arctica JP610, 213 nucleotides. RefSeq lists its product as hypothetical. The transcript has a single exon. The record is from RefSeq and is a predicted model, not a curated record. Lineage: Eukaryota; Ichthyosporea; Ichthyophonida. Gene Ontology annotation, cellular component: cytoplasm. The annotation marks the transcript as partial. Gene Ontology annotation, molecular function: protein serine/threonine phosphatase activity. Gene Ontology annotation, biological process: G1/S transition of mitotic cell cycle; peptidyl-serine dephosphorylation.